This is a messenger RNA of Carlito syrichta (Philippine tarsier), 1563 nucleotides long. It is a transcript of the gene RITA1, whose product is annotated as RBPJ interacting and tubulin associated 1. Lineage: Eukaryota; Metazoa; Chordata; Mammalia; Primates; Tarsiidae. Gene Ontology annotation, biological process: Notch signaling pathway; nuclear export; negative regulation of Notch signaling pathway. Gene Ontology annotation, molecular function: tubulin binding. Gene Ontology annotation, cellular component: nucleus; cytoplasm. The coding region runs from base 297 to 1106 and encodes 269 amino acids. The transcript is spliced from 4 exons. The record is from RefSeq and is a predicted model, not a curated record.
CUCCGCGCGUCCCCGCGCCCUCGCAGAGGCUCCAGCGUGGUGGGAAGGAGGCGCUGAGGGUCGCCUCGACGGCUGCGAGCCGAGAUGCCCAGCUUCUUAGGCGUGACCUGCACACGUGACUUCACCCUCUGAAGCCUCAGUUUUGUGAUCCGGAAAAUGGACAAAAUCGAAGCCACUCCACAGUGUCGUUGAGGAUUAAAUGAGACGAUGUUUGUAAAGCUCUUUGCAGGAGGGAGCUGUGGAGGCAGGACCUGGUGGGCAGAGCACACCUGCUGUUACCCAGGCCUGCGGGCAGCAUGAAGAUCCCAGUGGUGCUGGCCAUCAGUGGAAUGCAGACCCUCCACCUUCAGCAGCGCUGCCGGGGUGGCUGCCGGGUCACAGCCAGGGCUUCAUUUGUGGACGAGACUCUGUUUGGAAGCCCUGCAGGCGCCCGACCGGCCCCACCAGCCUUUGACCCGCCCUGGGUGGAGAAGGCUCACAGAACCAGAGGAGUGUGCACGGGGGCAUCACAGGCCUCCUUGGCCAGGGGGAGCUGUGAGGCCACUCCCUCAAGGGGCAGCACCCCAACCCUCACACCAAGGAAGAAGAACAAAUACAGACUGAUCAGCCACACUCCGUCUUACUGCGAUGAGUCGCUGUUUGGCUCCCGACCUGAGGGCCCCAGCUGUGAGGUCCCUCGAAUGGCAAAGGGGGAUACUGCGAAACUCCGUGCCCUCUUCUGGACGCCACCAGCUACCCCCAGGGGUAGCUACUCACCCCACCCCAGGGAGACCCCAUUGCGAGCCAUUCACUCACUUGGUCCCCCCAAGACAGAGCCCAGGCUGGCAGCCGACUCCCAGAGGUUGUCCAUGGGUGGGCUAGACUCCCCACGCACCCUGAGUCGGGGACGUUCCCAUUCCCUCACCCAGCUGAGUGUCCCCAGCACUGGUCACACAGCUGCCAGUGCCCCCCACACAAAUGGACCUCAGGGCCCCAGGCCUUCCACGUCAGGGGUGACCUUCCGCAGCCCCCUGGUGACUUCCAGGGCUCGCUCAGUCAGUGUUUCAGUGUCAGCAACUCCCCGACGAGGUGGGACCAUCCAGAAACCAAAACCCCCUUGGAAAUGAUAUUCUUUCAUCAGGGUUGCCCCUGGGGUCAUCACCUGGUUGACUCCCAGGCUUUGGAAAAGCCCCCGGGGCAGACACACCAGGGGGAGCAGUGCCUCUGUUGAUCCCGACAAUCUCUAGUUGCUUUUUGCCUUUUCCCGUGACGUGGAUUUGGGGACUGCCCCUUAAGAUUCUCUCUCUGGCCCUGCCUCAGCCACACUCCGGAUUAGUGCCAAUCUAGGAGCUCUGUGCCCCAGCUGUCCCCCACAUUGUCUUGCCACCAAGUGUGAGUAAAUGGUAUGUCAUCAUGCUGGAGGGCGCCUGCCCUCCCCUGCAAGCCCAGCUGCCUGCUUGGGAGUAGUUUCCUUCCCGGGCUGGUGUGGACUGCGGUAGGUCAAAAGGGCAUCUGGACAUGUUUUCAUUCUGAUAUGUCAUGUAUUUAUUUUCAUGUGUUAAAUAUAUCAGCAGCUCAUCAAAA